This is a messenger RNA of Capsicum annuum, 2671 nucleotides long. RefSeq lists its product as uncharacterized. The transcript is spliced from 3 exons. Bases 245 to 1942 code for a protein of 565 amino acids. The record is from RefSeq and is a predicted model, not a curated record. NCBI's taxonomy places the organism in Eukaryota, Viridiplantae, Streptophyta, Magnoliopsida, Solanales, Solanaceae.
GCAUAUAUGAAUGAAGAGGGGGACCCGUAACCUAUAAAUAAAUUUUGGAGAUGAGUGGAAACACAAGAGUUGGCAUGGGCAUUCAUCGUCCGCUCUUUUUCCCACAACACAUCAUUCUACAGAAACACAGAAUCGACAAAUUUCUAGGAAGAUUCAUUCCCCAGCAAUUGGGUUGAUUUUUACAGAGAGAGAUGCAUACACCUAAAUCUUAGUUUUUUGCAUUUGGCGUGGGAGACAAUUAAUUAUGUUUGGAUGCAAAUGCUUUCGUUGGAGCAAACUUUCAGAUCUCUCUUCCCGUGAACCUGACACGUUUCUUCUGCCAGCACCCAUCCCUCAAUGGCCCCAAGGAUUCGCAAGUGGAACAAUUAAACUAGGGGAAUUGGAGGUUCGUAAAAUCAGCAAGCUUGAGUUUGUCUGGGGUUGUAAUCUAUCACAAGAUCGGAAACAGGGUGUAAGCAUUUAUAAGCCAAGGGAGGUGCCUGAUGGAUUUUUCAGCCUUGGCCACUACUGCCAAUCUAACAACAAGCCUCUACGAGGGUUUGUGCUUGUUGCUCGGGAAGCGGCUAAACCUGAGGUGGGGGACUAUUGCAGUGGAAAUCCUUGUUUUCCUGCGCUUCAGAAUCCCCUUGAUUACACGCUAGUCUGGAGUUCUAAUGAUGGAACGGAAGAAAAUUUUGAUGGAUCUGGUUACUUCUGGUUACCUCAACCACCUGAAGGUUAUAAAGCCAUGGGGUUCAUUACGACUACUAAUCCUGUUAAACCUGAGUUAGGGGAAGUUAAAUGUGUUCGAGCUGACCUCACUGAUGAAUCUGAAACUUACUGUUUGAUACUCAAAACCAGCUCUGUGCUUUCAGAAGUACUGGCAAUUUGGAGCAUAAGACCGCGCCAUAGAGGAAUGCAUGGUAAAGGUAUUUCAGUUGGUACCUUUUUCUGCAGUAGCUAUUGGAGCCCAGGACAAGAGCUAAACAUCGCAUGCCUAAAGAACUGUGAUACAAGUAUACAAGCAAUGCCAAACCUUGAUCAGAUUCAUGCAAUCAUUAGGCACUAUGGUCCUACUUUGUUUUUCCAUCCUGGCGAGGCAUAUCUUCCAUCUUCUGUACAAUGGUUCCUAGAAAAUGGGGCAAUGCUCUAUAUGAGAGGCGAUUCAGCUGCUAAGCCUAUUGAGACUGACGGUUCCAGUUUACCUGGUGGUGGGACAAAUGAUGGCCAGUGCUGGAUUGAUUUGCCUAGCGAUGCUCGGAGGGAUAUUAUCAUGUUUGGAAAUUUACAGAGUGCAAAACUUUAUGUUCAUGUUAAGCCAGCCUUAGGUGGUAGUUUUACGGAUCUUGCAAUGUGGAUUUUUUGCCCCUUCAAUGGGCCAGCUACUCUAAAGGUUGGUGUUGUGAAUGUUCCUCUUAACAAAGUCGGUCAGCAUGUAGGUGAUUGGGAGCAUUUCACACUCCGAGUGAGCAAUUUCACAGGAGAAUUGUGGAGUAUCUAUUUUUCUCAGCACAGUGGUGGUGAAUGGGUGGAUGUUUAUGAUUUGGAGUUUAUUGCAGGAAAUAAAGCUAUUGUUUAUUCAUCAAAGAGUGGUCAUGCUAGCUUUCCUCAUCCUGGAAAUUACCUUCAAGGGUCGUCAAAGCUAGGGAUUGGAAUUAGAAAUGACGCUGCCCGUAGUAAUCUCUAUGUAGAUUCAAGUACCCAGUAUGAAAUAGUGGCAGCAGAGUAUCUGGGCCAUAAAGCUGUCAGUGAGCCAUGUUGGUUACAAUAUAUGAGAGAGUGGGGUCCAACCAUUAUUUAUGACUCAAGAAAGGAGCUUGAGAAAAUUGUUAAUCACUUGCCAAUGAUUUUUCGAAAUUCAGUACAGAGUAUUUUUGAUAAGCUGCCAAUGGAACUGUUUAAGGAGGAAGGCCCUACAGGGCCAAAGGAGAAGAACAAUUGGGUUGGAGAUGAAAGAUGGUAGCACAUUUGUAUUUUGUGUCUUUGGGUAUCUUACUCUUGCCAGUAGAUCAGAAUUUGCCUGUUGUAGUUUGUUGUACCAUUAUGUAUAGAUUCCUCUUACUCUAUGACUCGAGUGUUCAAAUUACAAGUACACGAGAAAUGGGCUUUGUAGUUGCUUUAGCUUAGCAAUUUUUAGUACAUUGAGGAUCCUACAAGUUCAUUGUAUGGCAGGAGUUUUGUUGAUUCUUUGGUUAUCUGCAAAAGGAAAGCAGAAUACACUACUCAUAAACCAAGAGGGCAUCAAGCACUCGGUUUUUCUUUGCUGAGCUGUCUGAAGUUUUAUGAGGACAUUCCUCAAUCCAAAUCCCAACUUCAUUGCAAGUUAAAGAAAAGGACUUCUGUAUGAUGCCCUCUAUCUUUUCUUCUCCCAGCCUACGUUCUUUACUGUAUGAGCAAGCUAUAUGUCAGUAUAAAGUUUGGCAUUGGCAGACUCCUCUGCAUCCCACUAAUCUAACCAGGUAUACACUUGGGAGAAUGAUCGUUUGGUUCGCAAACAAGGUCAUGGAUAACAAUGUGGGGGUUGUGGUACGGGGAUUAAUAAUCACUGGAUUAUUUAGUUCAUAUGCUUUUUAGUGAAUGUUUUGUUCAUUGCACUAAUUAGGACUCGUAUACACUGUGUAAAUAAAUAGAACUUCACAAUUUUAACCUGUGUUUGAUGUAAAUAAAAGAAAUCACCUAGUGUUUUUGCGGA